UUUAUUUUUGACAAUUGGUUAUUGUAAACCAAUUAUGUUUUCGUUAUUUUUUUACUAGCUUAUUUUUUUGUCAACCAACUGAUUGCCGAAGGGUAAUGGUUAAAGGUAGAUCUAAUCUAUAAUUAAGGUGUCGCUAGUGAAUGACUUUUGUUAAAAUCGUGCUAACCAACUUGGGAACUUACCUUUCGAAUCUCAGCGUAAUAUGUGGUGGUGUGAUACAGAUAAUGUGUUCCAACGGAAUAUGAUUCUCACAUAUUCCCACAGUUCAAUACGGUAUCAGCAACAGAAUACUAUGUAUAUUUGAACAUUCUGUUUCAUGUCGCUUAGUGUAAACCAAAAUCACACGCACAGUGAUUGGUUACACAAUAUAAACUGUAUAUAUACAAACAGCAGUGUGAUUAAUGAGAUAGAUAACUUGGCUUCCAUGUCUUGCCUCCUGUUGUUACAGAUAUAGAGUUAACUGUCGUAAGUACUUCAGGGUCGCUUGUUAGUUGUCAAAAUAAUAACUAUGAGGGCAAGUUUCCUAAUGUUUUUUCUAUGUGAUUAGGCAUAUGACCUACCUCCUAUAUGGUGGUGACUUGGAUUGGUGCGUUGUCAUCCAAAAUAUAAAUGAAAAAAUGCGAUGAAUCGCAAAUAUUUCUUGUAAAUUAGUACGUAAUGUCAAGUUAAAAGUAUGUGAUACGAGAAAAACACCCCUAGAAAAUGGCAUUCAGUAAGUGUUUACAAAAUAGGAUUCCCAUUAGGAUUAGUCAUUUAUCUGUGCAACCACAUUGUUGUAUUAUAUAAUGUGAGCGACUAUUGAGUGUAACACUAAGACAGUCCCACCUAUUUAGCCUAUGGCCCUACAGACAUCUCAGAACCGUGAUAGGCAAUUUUAUUAGUUUGACCGAGAUUUUGUCUUCACAAUAUUUCAUCUUAACUAUAUCAGUACGUUACAUCUAGACUUUGUCCUACCUAGAGUUUGUCAUCAUAGCAUAAUGUUCACUAUUUGGUGAUCGUAUAUAUUUAAGCUGUUGGACUGUGCUGUUUGUAUUUACUUAUUAAGUUUUAUCCCACUUAUAUUUAUUUAUAUUUAUCCUAUUAUAUAGGUGUCUUGUUAUGUCGUUUUCGUAAAUGAAAUAUGGAGUUGUACCUAUUAUUUACUAAUUUAUUACAAAAUUUUGCAUGUCUACUGUUUCCCUUUCGAUUUAGAUGGUCUAUCAUCCGGUUGAUUUCGAUAUCGAUGACUUCCUCUCUAGAAUUCAGGGUAACAAACCUCCUUUCGUAUGUCCAUCCGAAACAUGUCAGAAAGUUUGCAAGUCAUACAGUUAUAUGCAGAAACAUAUGCUGAUCCAUCGCCCUCCUGCUCCAAUAGACAUUCCUGGACCGCUAGAAUAUGGUGACGGUUAUGGAGAUUUCAAAUGUACGCCCUCAUUGAACGGUACCUCGGACCAGGUUGGGAAAAUAUCCCUGAUGUUCGGUGGUUCUGUUGAAAAUUCUGGUCACCAAAAAGCCAGGACACCCAUGGUUUUUACUGACGCUCAUACCUCAGUGGUUUUCGAUGCUUCUUCCACUACCAGAGGCCGCACAUUUCGGUGUAAUAUAUAUGUCCCCUUAACUAUUCGCCUGCAGAAUACGUCAGACCCGAGAGGGGAACAAGAUUCCACUCUGGAAGGCACUUCUGUUAAUAAAAAGUAUCCAUCAAAUCGUUCUAAAAUGUCGAGCCUUAAAAACAAAGGUCGCAUUAAGAACAACAGAGCUGUUUCAGUCAUAGGAAAGUUUUCAGAAAACAGUGGAACUGAGCCAUCAGAUAAAAGUAUUGUUCUUACAAAUGGUGCCACAACAAAUGAUAUAGAAACACCGAAGGCAGUCUAUUCAAUCGAUCCAGAGUUCUCUGUUCGUAAACCCAUCAGCUUGAGAGAAAAUUCGGGUUAUAUUCGUUUCAUUGAAAAAACAGCUGAUGAACUGGACGAAGUCGUUGAGUAUGAUUUAGAUGAAGAGGAUCUUUUUUGGCUUGAAAGAAUCAAUGCUAAGCGUAAAAGUGCAUCCCUAUCACCUGUUACUGAGUCCACUUUAGAAUGGAUUAUGGAUAGAUUUGAAAAGAAGGCCAGAUUCAGAUUGUUUUCAUCUAAUGAUGGUUGCGAGACAACUGAUAUAUUACCUGAUAUCGGUGGAAAUCAAUCAGGUAUUGAUGAAGAUGCUGUAUGCUCUGUAUGUCAAGAUGGAACUUGUGAAAAUACAAAUGUGAUAUUAUUUUGUGAUGUUUGCAAUUUGGCUGUUCAUCAGGAGUGUUAUGGAGUUCCUUAUGUUCCUGAAGGUCCUUGGCUUUGUCGUAAAUGCCUUCAUUCCCCAAGUGAACCAGUUUCAUGUGUACUUUGUCCGAAUAGAGGUGGUGCUUUCAAAAAAACUACAGAUGAUCGCUGGGCUCAUGUUAUUUGUGGACUAUGGGUACCUGAAGUAAUGUUUGCCAACCUUACAUUCCUUGAACCACUUGAAGGUAUAGACAGGAUAGCUCCUGCAAGAUGGCGUCUUCUCUGUUUCAUCUGUAAACAACGCAAUGUUGGUGCUUGUAUUCAAUGUCAUAAAACCAGUUGUUAUCGAGCAUUUCAUGUUACUUGUGCACAACAUGCUGGUUUGUACAUGAAAAUUGAACAUACAGAUGAUCCUGAAGACUCUGGUAUUCGAAAAAGUGCAUUUUGUGAUCAACAUUGUCCACCAGAUCACUUUUCUAGUUCAAAUAAAGGCAUGUAUGCUCAUUCUGACUCUGAAAGUCCUCAAUCUCCCGAACAAGCAGCUCGUAUUCAUUUGAGAAAAGCUCGUAAAAUUUUAGCAGAGCGUCGAAAUUCUAAACCUUCUGUUUGUGUACCUAUUGUAUCGAAAGCAAAAAUGGAUCUCAUUCUGUCCAAACUAACUGGGGUAUCGGGUGAUAAGAUGGAGUUUUUGAAGCAAACGUAUGCAUUUUGGAAGCUUAAAAGGGAAUUUAGACGUGGUGUGCCACUUUUGAAACGACUUCAAGCAUGCUCCAUACACAGAAGCGCAGCCAGUUUUGCUGUAGCAGCUACAACUGGCGAUGCAGAAUCUCAACGAAUGAGAGCUCAUUUAAAAUUCUGGCAACAAUUACGUCAAGAUCUCGAGAAAGGACGUCUUCUUUCUGAGUUGACACGUAAACGUGAACGUAUUAAACGUGAUAUAUUUCGUUUAUUUGUUAAUGAAAUUGAAUUGAAAAUUAAACCUUUUGUAGUCUUUCAAUUACGAUUCAUAGAUCAACUUCAAACAUUGGAUAUUAAUGAAUUUUUCUGUGAGCCUGUUCAACCAAGUGUAGCACCAGAUUAUGCUUUGAUUAUUAAAAAGCCUAUGGAUUUCUCAACAAUGCGUAAAAAGAUAGAAAAUUUUGAAUAUUCCACAUUGGAGGCGUUAUUAUCCGAUUUUAAUUUAAUGUUAGAUAAUUGUUUUGAAUAUAAUCUAGAGAGCAGUAUUUAUUAUUCAGCAGCUUUAAAAAUGCGUGAACAGAGCAAACCAAUUAUCUCGGUAGCCUUGGCAACCGCGAAGCAGAUCAACUUCUGUCCUAAAACAGGAUUUCUUCUAGAAAAUGUGCCUGUAAAAAGUGAUGAAAUUGUGGAACAACAGGCUUCUUCUCAUCAUCAGGAUAAUAUUGAAAAUACCUCCAAAACAAAUGAGAAUUGUAUACAGUCCAUGCCUUUAACCAAUGAAGACAGCAAUUAUGAUAAUUAUGAAAAAAGAUCAACAAAUUCUCCGAUAUUAUUUCAUUUAUCAUCAUCACGUCGAACUGCUAAGGGUACGUUAACAAAUGAACGAUUGCAUAGUCCAUUAAAAGAAUUAGUUAAUUGUGAUCAAACCUCUUCACUCCCGAGUAAUAUACGUAGUCGACUGAGAAGUUUUAAUUCACCACCGACAACUCCAUCAGCAAUCUCAACUAUACCACCGACUUCCACAUCACAUCAUGCAUCACCGUUGCCUAUUACAGAAAAUGGAAAUUCACUGUGUACAUCACCUCCUAAUUCAGCAAAAAGUUUGAAUUCAUCCAUUAUACCUCGUAAACGUCGUUAUUCUUCAACUAGCAGUGAUAAAAAACUCCCACUUUCGCCUAGUUUACAUAAUGGAGAUGGUCGAAAGUCUACGAAAAUGGCACGAUUACAGUUACAUUCACCUGGGAAUACUUUUGCACAAGCUUAUGCUAAUUCAACAAAUUGUUUUGAAAAUUUAAUUAGAUCAAGUAAAACUAAUGAAUCAGUUAGUUGUAAAUGGAAUCAUUCAACAGCUGACAAUUCUGAUUGUUUAUUAACUCGUCAAGUUGGCAUAAAUAAACCUACGAAUGAAAUGAAUGGAUUAAUCAGUUCACGUGAUGGGCCGGCAUUCACACGUUAUCGAAUUGGUCGUUUAUCACGUGGUGAUGAUGAAGAUGAAGAUGAUGAUAGUGAAGAGACUGAUGAAGAUGAAAGUGAUGAUGGGUGUGUCACAUAUUCCAAUACGCAUACAUCUCCUGUUAAUUCUCAUCAGGAGUGUGAUCGUUCUCACUACAGACAACAACGUUUAAAACAGGAUAGUAGUAUAGAGAACGAAUCCGCCGUUGCGAAAUCACACCAUCCCGGCACAACAGUCGUCACUACUACUGUAGUUGGUACAAGUCGAAUGGCUUUUGCGCAUAAACGUUCUACUAUCAGUCGUCUAAAAUCUGUUUAUCGGUUCAAAGCAAAGAAAGCCUCUGUAAAUAUCAGAAAAAGUAAGCCUAAAAAGCAACACAAAUCAUCACUGACAAAAACACUGAACAGUGACGAACUCAGGAAUGAUAAUGCUGCACAAACUAAUAUACCACCAUCUUCACCGAUUCCUUCGCCUGAUUCUCAUAUCUUAUCAAAUUCGGACACAUUGUUCACAAAAUUCCUUCCGAAGCUUGGUAUAAAGCAUAAUAAUAUCCGACUGGACAGUAUUCAACCAGUUACUAAUUUAAAUCAUACCAAUUCACCUUUACAUAACGAAUCUAAUACUGAAACAAAUUGCUCUACAGACGCAUUAUCCAUUUGUUCGAAUAAUAAUUCCAAAAUGAUACGAAGUCCUUUGUCACGUGUGUCAUCACGUGGUAGUAUUGGAGAUGAUACAUUUUCUGAACAUCGAUUCAGUCCUUUAGAUAUUGUUUGGGCAAAAUGCUUGGGAUCACCAUGGUAUCCUGCUAUAAUUGUAGAUCCAAAUGCUACUGAAGGCUAUUCGCAUAAUGGUGUUCCUGUCCCACUACCUCCAGAAUCAGUCCUUAAAUGGGGCGAACGUCUUGCGUCUAAUAAAGCUACUAACGAUUGUGAACUUUUAUUAGUCCUUUUCUUUGAUACGAAGCGUACAUGGCAAUGGCUUAGUCCUCAAAAACUUCAACCUCUUGGUAUACAUAAAGAACUUGACUUUGAACGAUUACGAGAAGGAAGGCGAAGUAAAAUGAAGCAUUCGGUAACGAAGGCUUAUCGUCGUGCUGUGGAACAUAUAUGCAAAGUUCAUGGAAGACCAUAUCCAUAUACAGAUGGAAAGUCAACAGAUAUCGCUGUUUUUACCCUGUAA
Molecule: messenger RNA, 5541 nt
Organism: Trichobilharzia regenti
Lineage: Eukaryota; Metazoa; Platyhelminthes; Trematoda; Strigeidida; Schistosomatidae
Source: the annotation of a GenBank genome assembly